UUUCUAGUACUUAUAAGGAGGCACAGGCCAUUCAUCCAUUUUUAUGAACCCCGCGAACCGGUUUGGGUUUCAAUACCUAGGUAAACCUAAUCUUUGGUGCUGCGCAUUUCUCAAUAAAAUCCUACGACACAAACCCUCACAGGAAUCGGAAUCAUUCUUAGAAACACUCGGUCAACUUUCUUUAAUCUACCAUUCGGCUAUGUUUUGAUACUGGGAACUUAUCAAUUGAUUUAUCGACCGCUGUCCCUACUCUCACAUUUCAACCAAAGGCUUUUAAAUCGUCCAGGAUCAACAACGUGGAAUCAUCCAUCUCCAACUCUCUCCUUGUGGUGCACUAGCACAUAUAGCAACUACGAUUUAAUUAAUACCUUCUUUCACCAACAAUAUGAAUUCUAUGCACCGGCAGAUUGGUAAAAUCAGGAAUAAAGGCCCUGGGGAUACUGCAAAAGUAUCGGUACUUCUGAACGACUAUGAAGAUGCGAAUAAGAUGCUCAAUAUGGUAAGUUGUCUCUACAUGUCGCGCCACAAUUCCAAACCCAUGACAUGAAGCAUUAUUGAUGUAGAUAACUAGAUAAUUGAAGCUUCCAAAGCAUGGAGAGACGCAUGGGUAUCCAUGCUUUCCACUCAGUUGAACACAGCAACCAGUUUCGAAGAAUUAUAUCAGCCCAUCGUAGGCACCAGCGAUGCCCAUCGAGACAAUCCAGCAGUUACCCCUCGCCAACAGAUGAGCCGAACUGUAAAAUUAAAGGAGACAUAUGCGGAACUGAAAACAGAUUUACUGGAAGAGGUUAUGAUGAUGGAUUCUCGGGUUACAAAACCAGCUACAGAGGCAAAGGACUUUUUACAACCUAUCCGGAAGACAAUUAAGAAACGAGAGAAUAAAAGAUUGGAUUGGGAGAGAUAUAUAGACAAGGUCAAUAAAGCUUCUGCGAAGAUGAAGAGAACUGAUCGAGAGAAUGCCGCGCUAGCAAAGGCUGAAGAGGAACAAGGGAGGGCAGCAGAGGUAGGGCCUUGCAUAUAUCAUGCAUGAAUUCACUACUAAUUGGUAUCUAGGCAUUCAAGGAUGCGGAUGCUCACCUUCGAGAAACACUACCACCCGUGAUUGCUGCAGCUUUCUCGAUACUCCCGCAUCUACUCGCUGCCCAAAUAAUGAUCCAAAAUACUCUCCUCGCCCAAUAUUACACAGCACUACACAACUACUGCGAAGACGUGGGUCUACCCUCUCCACCACCACCAAUGGAAGACGUAAUUGCAGUCUGGAACCAGGCCUACCUCCCCAUAAAACAGGAAGUCGAACUGAUAGACUGCAUACGCCGUGGCAAGGCUACCCACCAACCCAUGAACAUUGGCGAUGAAAACACCAACGCUAAAUCCGUAACUGGUCUUAACGUCCGCAAUGGGUUUUCUCGCCGUCCCUCAAAUCAGUCUAUGAGCACUAAUCGAGACCCUUCCCCAAACCCCAGCGCGUCAACCACAUAUUCCGAAGCUCGGUCUCCCAGGCCCGAUCGACCACCCGCUAUUCGUUCCGCCUCACGUCCUCGCAUUACUUCGGCACAUACUGUACCUGUGUUUUCACCACCGACGGCCGCCAGCACAGACUACUCUGAACCUCCACUCCCAAACCCUGGCGCAGACUACUCCAAUCAUCUAACUCCUGUGUCCACUCAUUCCUCCUAUACUCCCGCUGGCCCCUCGCCAGAUUAUUUCCAACGAGGUUCCACCAAUGAAGGCUUAGCCGUUAAUUCUGCAAUUGGCAAGAAAAAGCCUCCUCCGCCUCCACCUAAACGUCUCGGUUCAUCUAAUGGCGGAAUUUUCGUAGUAGCGCUUUACAGUUUCGAGGGACAGGGAGAAGGUGAUUUGAGUUUCAAAGAAGGUGAUCGGAUCAGGGUUACGAAGAAAACGGAGAGCAUAGAUGAUUGGUGGGAUGGGGAAUUGAGAGGAGUGAAGGGGAGUUUUCCGGCCAAUUAUUGUAAAGCUGCAUGAACGCGACUGGGAUGGAGUAAAGGGAUGAGAGGUUGUUUGUUUAUAUGAAAGCGCUUCAUUUCGUUUUAGUUUACGAGUACUGGAGCGCACGGGCUUUAUUUCAGAAGUCUUGAAGAAGGACGAUCUGUUUGUGAUAUGCAACAAGUUGGAGAUAUCUAGCUCCAAAAAUCUAUGGAUGACAUUUGGAAUCCUGUAUCAGGCAUGGAGGAAAGGUGAAAGAUGGAACAUGGAUAAAGAUGAAGGAUGGAGGACAAAUCGAUCAAAUAAAGGACUUACUUUUAACUAAGAUUGUACCUUAGUAUACUAUAAUAAUCUGAUAUCAAGAUCAAAGUCAGUG
Molecule: messenger RNA, 2320 nt
Organism: Sclerotinia trifoliorum
Lineage: Eukaryota; Fungi; Ascomycota; Leotiomycetes; Helotiales; Sclerotiniaceae
Source: the annotation of a GenBank genome assembly